UUUAACAUUCGUUUUACUUCAAAGUUACACUAGUUACAGGCUACAGCAGUUACAGUCUACAGAAUACAUAUUAUAAUUUAUUUUACAAUUUUACAUGCAAUUUUCCAGCUAAAACUAUCCUUGUAGAUCAUCGUUUUGCGAUAUUGCCGUUAUGGGACACACAUGGUCAGAAUAUGUCGCUCCGGAGACAACGCCAUUGCGAGACAAACCAUCGCAAUUUGAACCUCAUUUUGGUUUUUCCACGGAAAGACGAGAGAAAAAAAUGAUCGCUUCACUAGCAGAAAUGGAAUCAGCUAAAGUUCCGUUGGACGCCAGAGACUUUUGUACACACAUGUUAUUGAAUUUAAGAGGUUGUAUCAGAGAUAACUUCCCAUUCAACCACCAUUGUCACCACGAAAGAGAAGAAUAUUAUGAAUGCCAGUAUCAUGAUUAUUUGGAUCGCAUGAAGGACUACGAAAGAGAAAAGCGAUUAUUACACAGAAGACAUCAAUUGAGACAAGGAGGUGCACCAAAUGCAGAAGAAGGCACUAUCAGUGCUUAAAUGGUAUUAAUAUAAUUUAAUACCUAGCUUAGAUAAAUGAUUUAGUUUUUCAAACAUUCAACAUUGUGUUUUUAAAACAAACUGAAGAACUUUCAAAAGCAAUCUACAUAACUACCAUAUAGUCUAUAUUAUUUAUUUUAUAAUGCUAUAGAGUAUAGAUCAAUAAUUGUAUUAUAUUAGUUCAGGCAAAUUAUUAUUUUUGUUUUGUGAUAUGAUAUUUACAAUUUGUUUAUUAUGUGAUCCUUGUCCUUCAAAUUCAAUUUUAUAAUUUUUACAAUUUUCAAAGUAAUGUGAAAAUAUGAAUCAUUUAAGUAAACAUUUUUGAAUUUGUCCAA
Metopolophium dirhodum (rose-grain aphid) is the source of this 876-nucleotide messenger RNA. It is a transcript of the gene ND-B18, whose product is annotated as NADH dehydrogenase [ubiquinone] 1 beta subcomplex subunit 7. The transcript has 4 exons. Gene Ontology annotation, cellular component: mitochondrion. Lineage: Eukaryota; Metazoa; Arthropoda; Insecta; Hemiptera; Aphididae. Bases 152 to 541 code for a protein of 129 amino acids. The record is from RefSeq and is a predicted model, not a curated record.